AUGUCUGUCAUCACACAGGCAUCGGCCAUGUUGGCCAAGAGAGCUGAUGGAUGUCCCGAUGGAUAUUACCGGUCUGGAAACUAUUGUUAUCGUGGAUCUGGAUGGUACUGGUGGGGAAGAUGGGUGCUGACCGCGCUUGUCCUGAUCGGAAUCAUCGUCAUCAUCAUGCUCAUCGCACGUACGAGCGCCCGCCGACGGAGGGCACGCGGCAUGACGCCAAUCUACGGCACUGGAUGGGUUGGUCCGAAGCCGACGGCGUACCAGAACAACCCGAACACCUACUACCCGCCUCCGCCUCAAUACAGCGCCAACCCCCAGCAGCCGCAGUACACUGGCACGACGUUCAACCCCAACGACGGCUACUACGGCGGCCAACAGUCCGGCGUUCAGCCUCCGGCCAACACAUACGCUCCCCCGCAACAUAACGCUACGCCUGCUGCCGGUGGCGAUAACUACGCCCCUCCUCCUGGCCCUCCCCCGGGAAAGUAA
Messenger RNA from Pyricularia pennisetigena, 489 nucleotides. RefSeq lists its product as uncharacterized. Gene Ontology annotation, biological process: vesicle-mediated transport. Gene Ontology annotation, cellular component: intracellular membrane-bounded organelle. The record is from RefSeq and is a predicted model, not a curated record. The coding region runs from base 1 to 489 and encodes 162 amino acids. The transcript has 3 exons. NCBI's taxonomy places the organism in Eukaryota, Fungi, Ascomycota, Sordariomycetes, Magnaporthales, Pyriculariaceae.